This is a messenger RNA of Leucoraja erinaceus (little skate), 3393 nucleotides long. Its product is annotated as phospholipid phosphatase-related protein type 5-like. Bases 659 to 1588 code for a protein of 309 amino acids. Lineage: Eukaryota; Metazoa; Chordata; Chondrichthyes; Rajiformes; Rajidae. Gene Ontology annotation, molecular function: phosphatidate phosphatase activity. The transcript has 6 exons. Gene Ontology annotation, biological process: phospholipid dephosphorylation; signal transduction; phospholipid metabolic process. The record is from RefSeq and is a predicted model, not a curated record.
CGCAGCGAACUGUCGCUACACAGUGUGUGGUCCCUGCACCUACACAUCGCCUCCCUCGGGCGGACGGACGGGGUGGGUGGUUGGUGUCGAUUUCAUUUUAGCUGAUCAAUUUCAUCCAUUCAAACAGCUCGGUCUAAAAAUAUGCCCGGGCACAUGAACUUUUUGGGACAUGCUGUUCGGGGCGACGUGCCGAUUCGAGGCUGCUCGUGUCUGCUGCGUUCACCUAGAUGUUGAAAGCACUAGGAGAUAUCAGUCCAGUGCACUGAAGCCCCGGUGUGCUGGCGGAGAGACAGAGUGGGGAGAAAGGGGGAGGAGGGACAUUCGCUGGUCUCCCAGCCAAGGACAGGAGCAGAACGCGUUACAUACAUACAUUCAUUUAUUUUAAUCAUUUGGUUCGGCGGCGGGGGCAGUGUUCAAACCGGCGAGGCGGUGGCUUGACAAUGUGCGGGCAAGUCGGUCCUUUUAGAUGGAUGAGCCGCUUUAACGAGGCGCUGGAUGUGGAUAACCCUGCAAGUGUGUUGGAGCCAUAGUCGCCGUGCCUUCAGAAGUGUGGAAUAUACGGAAAUUACACAACAUCUAGAAAAAAGGGGUUGUAUUUUUCAUUUUUUUAAAUUUGUCAUCCCGAAGAUCCAUCAGUCAGACUCUAUCCUGCAGGAUCAUGCUGUACUUCCAGAUGGUAAUUAUGGCUGGGACCGUCAUGUUGGCUUAUUACUUCGAAUACACUGAUACUUUCAACGUGCACGUCCAGGGAUUUUUCUGCCAUGACGGCACUUACACUAAGCCCUACCCGGGACCCGACGAGACCAGUGCCAUCCCGCCAGUUCUCCUCUAUUCUCUGGUCGCCGGGGUUCCCCCCGUGAUGAUAAUCGUGGGAGAAGUGGCUGUGUUUUUUCUUCAAUCAGCUUCUAAGGAGUUUGGAGAUCGGGAGAAGGCAAUAAUAACUGGAGACUGUUGUUACAUCAACCCCUUGGUUCGCAGAACUGUUAGGUUCCUUGGGGUUUAUGCAUUUGGACUUUUUGUUACUGAUAUUUUCGUAAAUGCUGGACAAGUGGUGACGGGAAAUCUAGCGCCGCACUUUCUCACAGUCUGUAAACCCAACUACACAGCGCUGGGCUGUCAUCAUGAAUCGGCGCAGUUCAUCAGCAGCGAAGAAGCCUGCACGGGCAACGUAGAUGACAUAACAAAAGCCAGGAAGACAUUCCCGUCCAAAGAGGCAGCUUUAAGUGUGUAUGCAGCAGUAUACCUGGCAAUGUAUAUCACGUGCACUGUGAAGACGACUGGAACAAGACUUGCAAAACCUCUCCUCUGUUUGGGUCUCAUGUGUUUGGCAUUUCUGACUGGAAUAAACAGAGUGGCGGAAUACCGAAAUCACUGGUCGGAUGUUGUGGCAGGCUUCAUUAUAGGAGCAGCAGUAGGAGUGUUUUUGGUUGCAUGCGUGGUGCAUAACUUUAAAGGAAGACACACUGUAAAUGAAAACCUGCAGAACAGCAGUAUGACCGACAUGUCCUUGAUCACCUUACAACGUAUGGAAAGUCCACUCGGAAAACUAAGUGCGGCGCAGAAUCACGUCUUUGCGGAAGUCACAUGAUCGUCAACCUGAAGUUUGUCCUAUUCUUUGGGCACCUUCAUUAUUUACUGUUCAAUGAUCACACUUGGGAUGAAAUGCAAGAUGCAGUCUCACUUAAUAAGACACAUACACUGAACUGUUUAUUCCUUCACGAGAUUCAAGUGAUAUUGGUGGUACACGGAGCAUUUAUAAUAAUUCAAGCACAUUGCACCAUUUUGAGGGGUAGAAAGUAUAUAUACAGUAUGGCAUUUUCUGUAUUUGUUUAUCCCCUGCACAGACUAAUGUCCUGACUGUUUUUGGUUAUUGCUAAAUCAUGCAACACAUAACCUAUUCUAAACUUUAAGGUGCAAUUAAUGCUUUUUUAAAAACAAAAAUCUUUGCAGGAAUCUUUUUGAAAGAACUGCCUAUUUUGUAUUCAUUGUGCUGAAAAAAAAAGAAUAUUUGUCAAGCAAUACUGCAUGAAAAGCAUUGUGAUUUAGAAAUUUCUCAUUACUUUUGUCCUGAUGUCCAGCAGUAAUUUUUCUUGCUGUUACUACAGUAAAUGUACAAAAGUAACCUAAAGCUGGACAAUAUAAUAAGGCUUUAAUUCUGCAACUGUGAUUGGGUUUUAUGUAAAUACAGGAUUUAGUGUGCAAGAUACUGCCUUAUUUAACUUUCCAUUUUGAUAGAAAAUGUCAGCCUCUCCCUGCCUCCAACAUUAAAACCUAAAUAAGACUGUAAUUAUAAAUCAGAUUUUAUAGUAAGAUUUUAUAAAUAAUGUAAUGUACAAACGUUAUGUUAUCUGUAACAAUUACAAAAGUAACUUUUGUGGUUUAAAUUAAAUUUUGAUUUUAAGACAUCUUGUUGAAAAAUAUUCAACUCCAUAGACUGAUUAAAUGCAUUUCUGGCACUAAUGUAGCCAUUCAAUACAUGUUCAAUUCAUUACAGCUUGAGAUGCCCCCAAUAACUCAGUAGAUAUUGAAUCCGUGAUAUGCCACUGAUUCCAGGUUUCACCCUGGCCUUUACUGAGGUCUUUUGCCCAAUGUGGGGGAAUCAAAAACCAGACGGCAUAGGUUUUAGGCGAAAGGAGCAAGAUUUAAUAGGAACCUGAGAGGCAACUUUCUCACUCAUUGAGUGUUGGUUAUAUGGAAUGAGCUGCCAGAAGUGGUAGUUGAGGCAGGUGCAAUAACAACAUUGAAAAGACACUUUGCUGGGGUACAUGGAUAGGAAAGGUUUAGAAGGAUAUGGGCCAAAUGGAGGCAAACGGGACUAGCUUAGAUGGGGUGGCUUGGUUGGCAUAGACGAGUUGGGCCGAAGGGCCUGGCUCCAUGCUGUAUGAACCUAAGUGGGAACGGAGGAUGACACAAGAAGGUCGAAGAAAAGAUGCAAUCCAGCAAGAGGUCCUAAUUCCUGUCUGCUAGCCUGUGGCCCAUUCCAGAUAAUAUGGUCUUUGGUAAGCAAACAUUCGCAGUUACCAGAUAAUAUGGUCAUUGGGAAACGGGGAGGUUUGGGUUCACUUCUAAUGGCUUCACUCCCAAUCAAUCUUGCCAUUGAUUGCUAACUACCUGAGCAAAGUAUAGGCAUUCCACUCAUACCCAAAGAAUCAUAAUCCAGCAUGGAAGGGAGAAGUCAAAAUACGGCCCAUCUUAGUCCGCCUGGGCCUAUACAACCUCCCGGUUGCUAAACAUUUUAACUUCUCCUCCCAUUCCUAUGCUGACUUUUCUGUCCUGGGCUUCCUCCACUGAGGCCAAAUGCAAAUUGGGGGAACAGCACCUCAUAUUUCACAGGAAGCUUACAAUCCAGACGUUUGAAUAUUGAUUUCUCUAACUUCAAGUAACCCUUGCUUU